Messenger RNA from Micropterus dolomieu (smallmouth bass), 2472 nucleotides. RefSeq names its product neuropilin (NRP) and tolloid (TLL)-like 1, like (gene neto1l). Gene Ontology annotation, molecular function: protein binding. The transcript is spliced from 11 exons. NCBI's taxonomy places the organism in Eukaryota, Metazoa, Chordata, Actinopteri, Centrarchiformes, Centrarchidae. Bases 84 to 1739 code for a protein of 551 amino acids. The record is from RefSeq and is a predicted model, not a curated record.
UCUCAAUCUUUUUUUCCUCUUAAAGUAUUCCUAGAUCUAAAUGGAAUUAGUUGAGUCUGAAGCCGUUUGUGAAAGGAACAGACAUGGUACAUGGACACAGCUUCCAUCACGUUGUUGCAAGUCUUCUCCUACUUGGGUUGUCUGGGGCAACAAGGAAGGAUACUGCAGUGAAAAACAAUUCUGGAGUGAAGCCUGCAGGUCAAUGUGGAACGUGGGUGAAAGAAUCAGAAGGAGGACUGUUCACGUCUCCCAAUUACCCAAACAAAUACCCCCCAGACACAGAGUGUGUUUAUAUCCUUGAAGCUCCCCCAAGGCAGUGUAUUGAUCUACACUUUGACGAGAAUUAUUCAAUCGAGUCCUCUUGGGAAUGUAAAUUUGACAACAUCGAGGUUCGGGAUGGACCCUUUGGCUUCUCCCCAAUUCUCGGACGGUACUGCGGUCAGCAUAGCCCGCCUGAUAUCAGGAGUAGCGGCCGAUAUCUGUGGAUAAAAUUUGUUACAGAUGGUGAACUGGAAGCGGUGGGAUUUUCAGCAAGUUACAACUUCACUGCAGAUCCGGACUUUGCAGACUUGGGAGUACCCCCACCGCUGCCCUCCUGUCAGUAUGACAUGGUUGGUCCAGAAGGUAUCGUUGAGUCCCUUCAGAUCACCAGAGACGGGAAGGCUGGCGCCGCCGAGGCCGUCGACUGUAAAUGGUACAUCCGUGCUCCGCCGCGCUCCAAGAUAUACCUGCGUUUUCUCGACUAUGAGAUGGCCAAUUCCAAUGAAUGCAAGCGCAACUUUGUGGCAGUAUAUGAUGGUGGCAGUUCAGUGGAAGACCUGAAGAGCAAGUUCUGCUCCACGGUGGCCAACGACAUCAUGCUGGUUUCGACGCUGGGCGUCAUCCGCAUGUGGGCGGAUGAAGCCAGCCGCAAAAGCCGCUUCCGCAUCUUAUUCACAACCUACCAAGAACCUCCAUGUGAUGCAGAUGCCUUCUUCUGUCACAGUAACAUGUGCAUAAACAACACGCUGGUGUGCAAUGGCAUGCAGAACUGUGUCUACCCCUGGGAUGAGAACCAAUGUAAAGAGAAGAGGAAAGCCAACAUACUGGACAACCUCAACAACACAAACGGCACCAUAAUUGGUGUCACCUGUUGCAUCGUCCUCAUCCUCCUCAUCGUCUCUGUCAUCGUCCAGAUCAAGCAGCCACGUAAAAAGUACAUCCUGCGGCGUGAGGACUUUGACCCCACCAUGUUCCAGGAGGUCUUUGAGCCGCCUCACUAUGAGCUGUGUACUUUACGGAGUGCCACCACAGCCGCUGCGGCCUCAGCAGACUUAGUCGACCUGGCAGAAGACUUUGAGAACUAUCACGCCCUUCGCCGUGCCUCCUCACGUUGCGUCCACGAUCACCACUGUGGCUCCUCCUCCAACCCCGGCUCAGCCCACAUAUCCCAGCUGUCACUCAGUGGACGAGGAAGCCGCGGGAACUUGAGCACUCGAGACGCUGCGGCCGCCACUCUGCUCACAGACCUUCCACAGCCACCCAUGGCAGUGCGGCCCUUGCUGCCGGCCACUGGAAACCGCAGGAGCAUCUUGGUCAUGAAGCACAGCUACUCGCAAGAGGCAGCAGACAAUGGAUGUGACCUGGACGACGACCUGGAAGACGUUCCCACCACCAGCCACCGGCUUUCACGCCACGAAAAGGCAGUACAGCGAUACAUCAGACAGAUGCGUCAUUCCUCUGCAUCUUGCCAAGUUUGACAGCAUUUGGAGCUAUAAGGUUUCUCUCCCUUGCAUCUUGAGUGAACUGUUGCCCUGAGCAACUUUACCAGUGUAGAGUGUUGUGAUGAGAAAAAAACUUUAAAAAAUGAAAAUUAAAAAAAGGUUUGUGGCGUAUGCAUCAAGUUUUCUUCUUUGCUUUGGACCCCAGAGGUGCAUUUUCCCUUCCGGUGCUCCACAGCUGGCUAGGAUUGACGAGCCAUGGAACACUGAUAAUCUCAGAUACGGGACUGAAACGUUGUGUUUUUUGAAAAAUAGAGUACCUUUAAUGUAAAGUUGUUCAAGCAGAGAAAAAAAAACUGAAUCAGGUUUUUUUUAAAUCCUUUUCAUGUCAACAUCAAAAUAUGAAAUUGCAUAUUUCCACUGCUGAUUUCACAUUUCUUGUCUUUAUAGUGGAGUGCCAGGUUGUUUGUUAAUCUAAACAAUUACAGGACGCCUUGUUGAGAAGACAAAAAAUACAGAAUGUUUGAAAUAAAAUGAUGUUAAUCUUCAUAAAUAGGUGCAUAUACAGUACAUGAUUCUACUGACCAUCAACUACGACUUUAUUUAUUCCCACUUUCACUUUCUGAUGUUAGAACAGAAUUGUUUUUUUCUGUCUUUCUCUUUGUCAAACUUCAUUGCGUUGUGGUGUUUUUUUUAACCCAUUUGAACAUUUAUUUGAUAACAUUAAGAAAAUGCUGGAUAGAAUGUUUUCAAUAAACUAAUGUUUACUGAU